Molecule: messenger RNA, 735 nt
Organism: Schistosoma curassoni
Lineage: Eukaryota; Metazoa; Platyhelminthes; Trematoda; Strigeidida; Schistosomatidae
Source: the annotation of a GenBank genome assembly
AUGUCAACGACUUCACGCUUGAAAAAUGUUAAUUCGAGACAUAAAGAGAUUGACUUUAAAGCUGAUAAAAAUGGUUUAAGAAAUACUGUUUUCUCAGUUAAUGGUGAUAAAUACAUAGGUGAAUGGAAACACAACAAGCGUCAUGGUUUCGGCAUAUACGAAUGGAAAAAACCAAACCUUGUUUAUGAAGGUAAUUGGGAGAACAAUAUGCGUAGUGGAUCUGGUGUUUUGAGUAGGAAAUUUAGGAAUGGGAAACAAAUAAAUGUUUACUCAGGAUCCUGGAAAUACGACAAACGCCAUGGUUAUGGAAACAACUGGUAUUCAGAUAAUAAAAUAUACGAAGGUGAAUGGUACGAUGGAAAACGUUCUGGAUGGGGAAGAAUGUACUACCCUGAUGGAAGCAUUUAUGAGGGACAGUGGUUUAAUGAUAAACGGCAUGGAGAUGGGAUGCUUAGAUUGGCAAAUGAAAAUAGAUUUGAAGGACAGUGGUUAAAUGACAAGAAGAACGGAGUAGGGAAAUAUUUCUUCCUUAAUACUGGCCAACUGAUGGAGGGAAUAUGGUGUGAUGAUGUACCAAAAUCUUCCCAAAUUCUGGACCUCGGAAGGCAAGUAGCGAAAAGUCCAACGGAGUCCGAAAUACCAGAGAUAAAAUUAAAAGACCCUAAUGGUAUCCUCAAGAAAGUGCAAGAGAAGCUGAUGGAAAUAAUACGUACCAACAACCCAGAGAGUUCCUGA